AUGAAUUUUGUUACUAUCCGUGAUGACACUGAUUUGCAAGAAAUCAUUGAUGAUCCUGACUUUCAGAAGAGCAUGUUAAUCGAGUGGUUUGUUGCAAACCGCCGGUAUCCGACAGCUCGCAGCCUUACCUAUUGUGAGUUCGCCUCGAAAUACACAUGGGAUGUUGAUCAUAAGCUCUGGAAAGCAAGGAAAAGAGGCAUCAAGAUUGGUAGAUUGCGCUAUGUUCAUCCUAGCACUGAUGAAACUUUUUAUGUUUGCAUGCUUUUGAUGGUUGUUCGUGGUGCCAUGAGUUAUGAAGAUGUCAGGACAUACGAAGGCAUUGUCUAUCCAACAUACCAUGCUGCAUGCCAAGCUCGAGGCUUGAUAGGUGAUGAUACUGAGUUGGCAUGUUUAUUUGAUGAGGCAAUAGUCUGGGCUACAGCAUACCAACUUAGGAACCUGUUUAUGACGGUCUUAGUAUAUUGUGAGGUUGGUAAUGUGAAAUCCCUCUUCAAUAGAUAUUGGAAGUAUAUGGCAGAUGAUCUUGCCUACAAACUCAAACGGACUCUACAAAACCCAUCUUAUGUCAUCCCUGAUCAUGCUUUGCAGUCUAGCUUGAUGAAGGAAUUAACACAUAUGUUCUCUAACAAUGGCCUAUCCAUCGCAUCUUAUGACCUGCCUACUCCUACUGAUAACCCCAGCAACAGCGACGGUAACAGAUUGAUCCUAGAAGAAUUGAUCUAUGAUAGAAUCAAGCUUCAUCGUGAAGCUAAAGAAAUGUCAGCUGCUCUUAAUUCUGAUCAGAGAAUCAUCUAUGAUAAUGUCAUUCAUUCUAUUUCACAGAAUGAGCUGUUUGUUUAUUUUGUCUCUGGGCAUGGUGGAACUGGGAAGACAUUCCUCCGGAAUGCUAUUCUAGCAAAUAUGAGAUCCAAUGAACACAUUGUUCUUGCUGUCGCAUCCUGCGGUGUUGCUUCUCUCCUGCUCCCUGGAGGUCGGACUACUCAUUCACGGUUCAAAAUCCCUUUGGAUAUUCAUGAGGAAAAUCCACAGAAUGUAUGCAAGCCAUUCAGUGGGAAGCCAAUGUUGCUUGGCGGUGACUUUAGGCAGGUUCUGCCUGUUAUUGAAGGGGGCGAUAAAUCUGAAAUGUUCAAAGCUUCUUUGUUGGGUUCCUACUUAUGGAAUAAUGUGAAGUGGGUGCUGGAUGUUGGUGAAGGGCAGCUUAAACCCAUCGUGAGAAAUGGUGAGGUCACAAAGUCUUGGAUCGAGAUACUUGAUGACCUUCUGUUGAGACCCUCUGGUAUUAAAAUACCGGCUAUUGCUGAACGUAUAUAUGAUGAUUUCCAACAGUUCUAUUCCUCUGUUCCGUAUUUAGCUCAACGAUGCAUCGUUUGCCCAAUCAAUUCCGUUGUUGAUGAAGUUAAUGCAUUCAUGAUUCAAAAAGUUCGUACCUCUGCUCGGGAUUAUCUUAACUUUGACAGCAUUGCUAAUUCAUCUGAACAACCUUCUGACUAUGAAAUGCUUUACCCACCAGAGUUCUUGAAUUCAAUUGUCAUUAAUAAUUUCCCACAACACCAUCUUAGCCUGAAGAUUGGUGUACCUAUUGUCCUGCUUAGGAACAUUAAUCAAUCAAUUGGGCUAUGCAAUGGAACACGCUUGCUUAUCAAAAGGCUGGGUGAUCGUCUCUUAGAAGGUCGGAUUAUGACUGGGAACCAUGUGGGUGACAAAGUAUGCAUACCUCGCAUUGUCCUGAAUGAUACAAGUCCAAAGUGGCCUUUCACAUUGCAGCGUUGA
Phragmites australis (common reed) is the source of this 1770-nucleotide messenger RNA. RefSeq lists its product as uncharacterized. The record is from RefSeq and is a predicted model, not a curated record. The coding region runs from base 1 to 1770 and encodes 589 amino acids. Gene Ontology annotation, biological process: DNA repair; telomere maintenance. The transcript has 3 exons. Gene Ontology annotation, molecular function: DNA helicase activity. NCBI's taxonomy places the organism in Eukaryota, Viridiplantae, Streptophyta, Magnoliopsida, Poales, Poaceae.